Eubalaena glacialis (North Atlantic right whale) is the source of this 183-nucleotide messenger RNA. RefSeq names its product translation machinery-associated protein 7-like. The record is from RefSeq and is a predicted model, not a curated record. Lineage: Eukaryota; Metazoa; Chordata; Mammalia; Artiodactyla; Balaenidae. Bases 1 to 183 code for a protein of 60 amino acids. The transcript has a single exon.
AUGUCCAGUUGCAAAGGGGGUAAGAAGAAGCCCAAGAAGCAGGCCAAGGAGACGGAUGAGGAAGAUAAGGCAUUCAAGCAGAAACAGAAAGAGGAGCAGAAGAAACUCGGGGAGUUAAAAGCGAAGGCCUCAGGGAAGGGCCCCCAUGUCACAGGUGGAAUUAAGAAAUCUGGCAAAAAGUAA